GCGCGAGCUGCUUGUCGGAAUGAAGAAGCUUUGCACCGUAUCUGAAGAGGCGACCGCUGCGUGUUGAAAUAGGUGAAAAUGGACGACUGAUUAAAUGGCUGAAGGGUGACAAUUUCUGAACAUCCUUGGAAUCCGAAGACCAAUGUUCUGCUGAAAGAUUUACAGGCUUACAGACUGAUAAGUUUAAAAAGAAGCAUGGAUUUACCAAACAUCACUGCUACGGAUAAUCCCCAGGACACAGGGGGUCAGAGCACUUCAGGAAACGCUCUUCUCACCCUCACCCUGUCCCUGCUGGCAGUCAUGACCACCGGCAUCAACUCUCUGGUCAUUUCCGCCAUCGUCGUCACCCGGAAGCUCCACCAUCCCGCCAACUACCUGAUCUGCUCCCUGGCGGUCACUGACCUCCUGGUGGCCAUCUUGGUGAUGCCCUUCAGCAUCGUCUACAUCUCCACAGAGACCUGGCUCAUGGGCCGGGUGGUGUGCCACAUCUGGCUGGGCGUGGACGUCACCUGCUGCACAUGCUCCAUCUUGCACCUGGCCGCCAUCGCCGUGGACCGCUACCGGGCCAUCACGGACGCGGUGGAGUACUCCCGCAAGCGAACGUUCCGUCGGGCCGCCAUCAUGAUCGCGGCCGUCUGGCUCAUCUCCAUCCUCAUCUCGCUGCCCCCGCUGGUGUGGAGGAGCAGGGACGGGGAGAACGAGUGCAUCAUCCGGCACGACCAGGUGGCCUUCACCAUCUACUCCACCUUCGGCGCGUUCUACAUCCCACUGGGCCUCAUCCUCAUCCUUUACUACAAGAUCUAUCGAGCUGCCAAGACGCUCUACCACCGCAGGGGGACCAGCCGGCUUACCAAACAGGAGACUAACGGGACCACCCUGCCUAUCUGCCCGGACCGGGAACGUCAGAGCCCGGACACUGUUAGCCCGUUGGAUAAGUCCUUCUCGGAGCACUCGACAGAAGGGGAGCGUCCCCGCGGCACCAUAAAGAGCUUGCCCAGCAGCGAGUCGCGCCGGGAGAGGUCCUUCAAGGGACCCUGGAUCUCUGUCCCCCGUGAGAAGCGAGCAGCAACCAUGCUGGGGCUUAUCUUGGGGGCCUUCGUCAUCUGCUGGUUGCCCUUCUUCCUCAAAGAGGUGAUCGUCAACGUCUGCGCUUCGUGUGGCACCUCCGGGGCGACGGCCGAUUUCCUGACCUGGCUUGGGUACCUCAACUCCCUCAUCAACCCCCUCAUUUACACCAUCUUCAACGAGGAUUUCAAAAAGGCCUUCCAGAAACUGGUCAAGUGCAGGCAUUACCUUUGAUUGACAGAGAUGUUUGAGUGCCAUGGUCUGAAGUAGUGGAAUGUUUGUUUGGAUGUAAAACAAUGGCAUCAGAUGUGGUGUACAUAAUCUACAUUACAGCAGGAUAGUCUGU
Molecule: messenger RNA, 1411 nt
Organism: Conger conger (European conger)
Lineage: Eukaryota; Metazoa; Chordata; Actinopteri; Anguilliformes; Congridae
Product: 5-hydroxytryptamine receptor 1F-like
Exons: 3
Coding region: 196-1299 (367 amino acids)
Biological process (GO): adenylate cyclase-activating adrenergic receptor signaling pathway
Cellular component (GO): plasma membrane
Molecular function (GO): G protein-coupled serotonin receptor activity
Source: RefSeq, a predicted model, not a curated record